Frankliniella occidentalis (western flower thrips) is the source of this 2507-nucleotide messenger RNA. Its product is annotated as peroxidase-like. Gene Ontology annotation, biological process: response to oxidative stress. NCBI's taxonomy places the organism in Eukaryota, Metazoa, Arthropoda, Insecta, Thysanoptera, Thripidae. Gene Ontology annotation, molecular function: peroxidase activity; heme binding. The record is from RefSeq and is a predicted model, not a curated record.
CCGCAGCAGCUGAGCACGGCCGCGGAGCAAGGGGUGCGCCGGCUGCGCGAGCGCCAGGAGCUCGAGCAGCAGCUCGUCAACCUGAACCGCGUGCUGCAGCCUGAUUCGGCCGCGCAGCGCCACCUUGAGCUCUUCCCCACCUCCAACAACACGCUCAACUCGGGCAAGCAGGCGCAGUCGUCGGUCGAGGCGUCGCUCGACCUGCUCAACGAGUUCCAGCUGAGCGCCGACCAGGGCACCUUCGCGCUGCCGCGCUUCUCUGUGCUCAACACGGUCAUCGCGGACCUGUGCCCGCGGCGGCUGCCGUGCCGCGUCGGCAAGUACCGCACCCCGGACGCGACCUGCAACAACGUCGUCAACUCGCGAUGGGGCUCGCAGGGCGCGGCGCUGCAGCGCCUGCUGCCGCCCAAGUACGGCGACGGCGUCAACUCCCCGCGCGCCAUGCUCAACGGCGCCCCGCUGCCCAGUGCGCGGCUGGUGAGCAACCGGCUGGCCCAGGAGUCGGACCGGCCCUCGGACAACGUGACUCUGCUGCUGAUGCAGUGGGGCCAGUUCCUGGACCACGACCUCACGCACACGCCCAUCUCGCGGGGCCAGAACGGCGUCGGCAUCUCGUGCUGCCAGGACGGCCAGGUGUCGGACCCGCGCGUCUCGCACCCGGACUGCUUCCCGAUCCCCGUGCCCCGCGACGACCGCUUCCUCGCGCCGUUCGGCGAGCGCUGCAUGGAGUUCGUGCGCUCGCUGCCCGCCCCGCGGCCCGAGUGCAACUUCGGCCCCCGCGAGCAGAUGAACCAGAUCACGGGCUUCCUAGACGGCUCCAACGUGUACGGCUCGGACGCCAACAAGCUGCGCCAGCUGCGCCUCUUCAACGGCGGCCGGCUGCGCGAGCAGAACGUCCGCGGCCGCUCCAUGCUGCCGGCCAACCCCACCGAGUGCCAGGACACGAGCGGCGCCGCGUGCUUCGUGUCGGGCGACGGACGAGUCAACGAGCAACCCGACCUGGCGCUCAUGCACACCGUCUGGCUGCGAGAGCACAACCGGGUGGCCUCCGCACUGCAGGCGCUGCGCCCGGAGUGGACGGACGAGGAGCUGUUCCAGGAGGCGCGCCGCAUCGUGGUGGCCGAGAUGCAGCACAUCACCUACAACGAGUUCCUGCCCAUCGUCCUGGGCAAGCCGUACAUGGACCGUGCCGAGAUGUCGCCCAAGGACUCGGGCUACACCGCCCUCUACGACCGCGAGCUCAACCCGGGCAUCACCAACGCCUUCGCCACCGCCGCCUUCCGCUUCGGACACACGCUGCUCGUCAGCAACCUGCAAGGCGUGGGCCGCUUCGGUAACGUGCGGAAGAACUUCGCGCUCAGCAAGUCGGCCUUCAAGCCCUUCAUGCUGUACGAGGAGGAGGGCCUGGACGACAUGCUGCGCGGCCUCACCACGCAGAGCUCGCAGAAGUUCGAUCGCUUCUUCACCAAGGAGAUCACCAACCACCUCUUCCAGAACGACCUGCCGUUCGGGCUGGACCUGGUGGCGCUCAACCUGCAGCGCGGCCGGGACCACGGCCUCCCCGGCUACCCCGAGUGGCGGCAGGUGUGCGGCCUGCGGCGCCCGCGCUCCUGGGAGGACCUGCAGGGCAUCAUGGACCCCGACGCCAUCUCCGUGCUGCAGUCGCUGUACCCGAGCGUGGAGGAGGUGGACCUGUUCGCGGCGGGCGUGUCCGAACGGCCCGCGCCCGGCGCCCUCCUCGGCCCCACCUUCACGUGCAUCGUCGGCGACCAGUUCGGCCGGCUGCGCCGCGGCGACCGCUUCUUCUACGAGGAGGGCAACCAGCCGUCCUCCUUCAAGCCCGAGCAGCUGCAGCAGAUCCGCCGGACCAGCCUGGCGCGCGUCCUGUGCGACAACUCGGACAACAUCGCCCUCAUGCAGCCCCUUGCCUUCUUCCACGCCUCCUUCGUAAACCAGCGUGUGGCCUGCAAUAGCGACGCCAUCCCACGUCUCGACAUCCGCGCCUGGAAGAACGAGCGGCCGAGCAACUUCUGAGACUCCCUUCAACUCGGACUCCCGACCUUUGCGUCGACCAGGACUGCCAGGCCGUCGCCCCUGCUCCGUCUUGCGGGUGGAGGACUGUCCCCGUGAUAGAAAUAUGAUUGCGAAAUGCCAGUUAUGCAAUCUGUGAAUCGGCACACUUUGUGCAUUCCUGAACAGUUUCACAAGUGAUAUUUUGUGAGCUUCAAGAAGUCUUAAGUAGUUUAAACAUUUGACUGAGGAAGAUAUUUAAUAUUUCAAGUUGUUAUUGUCUGGGGGAAGGUUAUUCCCUCAUUGACGAGAGUGACCAGACACGGGCAUAUUUUUCAUUGCUCUCUGAAAAUAUUGCAUGUUUUCUAUAGUCUGAUUAAAGUAACCCACCGUUAUGACUUUUAUGUCAUUUUCAAUGAAAUGAACUACUACUACUCAGCAUAUGGCUAGCAGCCUACAACAGACAGCGAAAACAAUUAAACAGAAAAAAGAAAUAA